Messenger RNA from Xenopus tropicalis (tropical clawed frog), 1107 nucleotides. It is a transcript of the gene or30g1, whose product is annotated as olfactory receptor family 30 subfamily G member 1. The coding region runs from base 6 to 995 and encodes 329 amino acids. The record is from RefSeq and is a predicted model, not a curated record. Gene Ontology annotation, molecular function: G protein-coupled receptor activity; olfactory receptor activity. The transcript has a single exon. Gene Ontology annotation, biological process: G protein-coupled receptor signaling pathway; detection of chemical stimulus involved in sensory perception of smell; signal transduction. Gene Ontology annotation, cellular component: plasma membrane; membrane. Lineage: Eukaryota; Metazoa; Chordata; Amphibia; Anura; Pipidae.
CAGGAAUGAUCCAUCAGUCAAUGGCGAAUCGGACACGGGUGUCGGAAUUUAUCCUGCUUGGCUUUCCGGGACUUGAUGAGAGUUACGAUGUCCCAGUCUCCAUUGGAUUGUUUCUUGCUUACAUCAUCUCUUUGUUCGCCAAUGCGACGGUGAUCCUUCUGAUCGCUUUUAGCCGCCACCUGCAUCAGCCGAUGUACAAGAUUAUGGUGAACCUUGCUGUGUCCGACCUACUGUUUGACACGAUAACCCUGCCCAAAAUUAUUGCAAAGUACUGGUUCGGUGCAGGAUCUAUCCCCUACUGCGUGUGCCUCUUACAGCUCUUCUGCGUACAUUUCCUCGGAAGCUUCGACGCCUACAUAAUCAUGUUAAUGGCUUUGGAUCGUUACAUAGCAAUUUGCCACCCUCUGCGCUACGCUUGCAUAAUGACCAACAGAACCACCGCCAUUCUCUGUUGUUUCUUCUGGAUCUUUGCCGGAGCCAUUUCUGCAGUAAUCACCAUCUUGGAUUCGACUGUACCGAUCUGCAACAAAAACAAAAUAAAAAGCUGUUUCUGCACCAAUACGGGCCUCACUGCGUUAUCAUGCGCGGACGUUACCUUCGUGAAACGCCUGGCGUUCGGCCUGGCUAUGUUCGUUCUCCUGUUGCCUUUCACUUUUAUCAUAUUCUCCUACAUUGCCAUCAUCAAGGCCAUUUGCUCGAGGGACCAUUUUGAAAACUGGCGGAAAACAUUUUAUACCUGCGCCACUCACCUCUUGGUCAUCGGUUUAUAUUUCAUACCCAGGAUAUUCGUGUACAUUUCUAAUCAGGUUCAGUUAAUUCUGGAGGAGGAUUUGAACGUUCUGCUUCUUUGCUUGUACACGUUCGUUCCGCACAUGGCAAACCCAAUCAUUUACUGUCUAAGGACUAAGGAGAUCCGAAAAACCAUCGCAAGGUUCUUCCAGAAGAUUGUUAUCAAAGUGAAAAACCCUAUCUCAGUAAGUGUCAUUGUCAACUAAAGGUUUUUGUAUUUUUGGUUUUUAACAGUGCAACGAACAAGGAAAACAAGUACUGAUCCAACGUCGUUCAGUCUGUACACUAAAUACAGGAGAUUUUCGACCAAAUCUCAGC